Molecule: messenger RNA, 2790 nt
Organism: Pistacia vera
Lineage: Eukaryota; Viridiplantae; Streptophyta; Magnoliopsida; Sapindales; Anacardiaceae
Exons: 9
Coding region: 268-2367 (699 amino acids)
Biological process (GO): mRNA processing; regulation of mRNA stability
Cellular component (GO): cytoplasm; nucleus
Molecular function (GO): poly(A) binding
Source: RefSeq, a predicted model, not a curated record
CAAACAAAUCCGGGGGUUUUCCAUGAACCCGAAAAAACAGAAAACCUCAACAGCCAAACAAAACAAAACAAAUCACAAUCGACUAAUUGUUUCACCGUCACAAACUCCUCCUGAAAUUUCACCCACUGUUCCUACACUCACAUUGACACUUUUCAAUUAGGGAAUCCCACCAUUGCCUCUUCUUUCUCCUCCGUCCCUUUUUUUGGUUUAAUUCAGGUUUUAUCUUUUUUAUCGUUACUAUAGGUUUCAAUUAGGGUUUUGCAAGAAAUGGGCAGCGCAGAUGAUCGGACAUUUAAGGCUAAUUUUAGCGGUGAUGGAGUGACUAAGUUAAGGGAUAGAGUGAAAGAUAAACUCAAAGAGUUCAUGGGUGAUUACACCGACGAUACUCUUGUGGACUACGUUAUUGUCUUACUGAGAAAUGGAAGACGCAAAGAAGAAGCAAGGAAUGAGUUGAAUGUGUUUUUAGGGGAUGAUAGCGUUUCUUUUGUAUCUUGGUUGUGGGAUCAUCUGGCUUCAAAUUUGAAUUUGUAUGUUCAUAGCGAGGAAUCUCACACAAAUGAAAUGGUAAAAAUGAAACCUACAUUAGGUGAUCAGGGUGGGAGCAAUGAUUCUCCUCAAUUGGAUUCUGAAUCUGAAAGAGGAAAGCCGAAUAAAUUAUCUAGGAGUCGUCACAAUAGGGAGUGGAAAGGAUUAGCGAGGAAUGCAGCUGAACCUCCACCUCUUCGUAGCUCCGAGGUUGACAAUAUCUACUUAGAGGAAAAAUCAGGUGCUGAAGUUAAUCAUGCCAAAAAAACUCCUUCUCCUCCUCGACCUAGAGUUCAAAUGAAAAGAAGCAGGCCCGAUGACAGGCAGCACACUAAGAGGGAGGUAGUGGGCCAACCAACUAUUGCUGCUUCUCGACGGCUACUUCAGUUUGCAGUUCGAGAUGCAGUGGGAACUACAAGGCCAUCUAGUUCAGGCAAAGAGCCACAAUUAAAGCGUCUUCGUUCUGUGGUGUCUACAUCCUCCGCGGACUCAGAAUUGGUUGAACGACCCAGGAGAAUUAGGUCAGUUGCAACAGUACCUAAUCCUUUAGCAACUGUGAUAAAAGCUGUGGCAGAAGCUGCUGAAGAUGUAGUUAGAGUUAAGUCUACGGGAAGUGUAUUUGAUCGACUUGGUCGGGGUAUGGAUGUAUCAGAGAUGGCUGAUCAUCAUGCUGAACUUACAGAAGCUGUCGUUGAAGACCGAGAAUAUGAAAAUUUCGACCGAGUUCAGGAGCAAACCAGUUCGGCUUAUGUUGAUAGACAUGAGUACAGUGGACAGUAUGUUGGGGACAUGAGAAUGAUUGAAAGUGACAAUGGGUUGUCCUUUGACUCUGUGACCGAGGAUGAAGGUUAUGAUGAUGUCAAUCAUAUGGGACAUCAAGUCACAGAUGUUUCUCAGUCAGGACCAUCUGGUGGAAACAAGGCUGAGGAUUCUCUAAUGUUGCAGUCCAGUGUAGCUAAGAAUGCUGAUGAUUUAAUGCAAAUACCAUGGAACAAAGAUCAUGAUCAGUCUGUUUCAGCAGUGAAUGCUUCCCAUAAGAUGGCUGACAUUUCUGUGAAUGUAAAUACCUGGAAACCUCUUUAUUAUCAGGAUCCAAGAGAUGUCCCAGAAUCAGAUAGUCGAAAAUCUCUUCAGGAGAUUGAGGCACGGUCUGGAAAAUCCGGUGUGCAACUAAUGAAGGAGAAUAGCAACCCUGCUACUGUUGGUAACGGAAAUGCAAAACCUGUUGCAGAUAUUCAAAAAGAAUCUCAAAAGGCACUGCCUUCUACUCCUGGUAUAUAUCCUGCUGGUCGUCCUUCAGAGGAUGCUGAUUCUCGAACCAUUUUUGUUACCAAUGUUCAUUUUGCUGCUACCAAGGACAAUCUUUCUCGGCACUUUAAUAAGUUUGGGGAAGUUCUUAAAGUUGUUAUUGUUACUGAUGCUGCAACUGGGCAACCAAAAGGGUCAGCUUAUGUGGAGUUCACGCGUAAAGAGGCGGCAGACAAUGCAUUAACUCUGGAUGGCACCUCCUUUAUGUCACGGAUUCUAAAGGUGGUUAAGAGAAACGCUGCCCAUCAAGAUGCUGCUCCUCUUAUGACCUGGCCUCACUUUGCACGGGGCUCUCCGUAUGCUGCAUCUAGAUUUACCAGGGCUUCUUUCCCUAGAGGCAUUCCUGGUGCAUUUAGGCCUCGUCUUCCUAUUAAAACUGGUGCGAGGAGUAUGCAGUGGAAGCGUGAUGCUCAGGCCACUCCAGCUGAGAGUGGUGCUCAAGUUCCUGGGAACAGUGUUCUUUCUCCAACCGCUCGUAGUCUUACCUAUGUCAGAACAGAGCCUAAAGCAGAUGGGAAUUCGGGCACCACCUAGUUGAACACUUGAAAGUUGUUUUCCCCAAUACUCGCAUUUUGGUUGCUGAGUCCCAAUGGAAUACCUGCAUAAGAACUGCUACAAACAUGUCUCAUUAUCCGAUUUUUAUGUACAUGUAGAACAUCUUCCAAAAAGUAGAGGGAGUGUCUGCACAGAUGUGUUGUGGCUGGGAAGGGUUACUUUUUAGCAUUUUGUUUUUGUGGUUCCUUCUUGUGGAAGUAAAAAAGAGAUGGGAAGAGGGAGGAAUGGUUGGUUCUGAGAGCAGCUGGAGAGCCGUUUGAAUCAUUUCUUUAUUUGUUAAUCGUUCCAGUCCCCGGCUUAUAUAUAUACAUUAUUACAUUGAAAUUUGUGAAUAGGGAGGGAACGGAUAGUGAUAUCUAUUUUUGAGGGCUUAUAUCUUUCAAUGUUUUUCUUCUUUUUUUA